This is a messenger RNA of Melopsittacus undulatus (budgerigar), 1199 nucleotides long. It is a transcript of the gene CLDN34, whose product is annotated as claudin 34. The record is from RefSeq and is a predicted model, not a curated record. The transcript is spliced from 3 exons. Gene Ontology annotation, cellular component: bicellular tight junction; plasma membrane. The coding region runs from base 257 to 901 and encodes 214 amino acids. Gene Ontology annotation, molecular function: structural molecule activity. Lineage: Eukaryota; Metazoa; Chordata; Aves; Psittaciformes; Psittaculidae. Gene Ontology annotation, biological process: bicellular tight junction assembly; cell adhesion.
GGAACUCGCUUCAUGCAGCUGACACUGCUUCAAAGCCUCAGGCAACUCGCAGACCCACAGAAGAUAUCAGUCCUAUCAGAGAUACACAGAUGAAGUGGGAGGCCAAAAUGAUAAAAUUGCAGAUGUUGCCAUGCUUGGCUAGCAUUAAAAACCACCCCAUCCUAUCUUCUUAUCACUGGCAUCAGCUCCAGGACUGAAUGACUCUCUCACUUCAUAGGGUAAUUGUGCCUGUGACAGAGCAGAAGACCUCCAAAAGAUGAACUCCCUGGUCAGCAGCUCACACCUCCAGCUGGCUGCCUUUGCUCUGGGUACUGUAGGCUGGAUCCUGUGCACUAUUUCAAUGGGAACUGUGGAAUGGAGAGUGUGGCAUGUGGACAACAUCACCAUAAUCUCCUCCGGCAUUGCCUGGGUGGGGAUUUGGAAAGUCUGCUUCAUCAGUUACCUUCAGGUCUCACCUGGCUAUAAAGAACAGUUCUGCCAUAAAUUCAGUGGUUAUGACUCCUCCAUCCCACCCGAAAUCUAUGCUGCUCAGGGUCUCCUGCUGAUCGCCAUGUUCACAGGCUUGCUGGGACUGACUGCCACAAUCUUUGCUCUGAGGAAUGUUUAUAUGGGAAUCACUCACAAAACUCUCAUUACCCGUUUCUUCCUGGUGGGUGGCUGUUUCUACAUAUUUGCUGGUCUGUGUGUCCUGAUUCCUGUGAGCUGGAAUUUCUACUCUGUAGCACAUAACCAGAGCAUUGCUUUUCCUCCAUCUUACUACAUGCCCUCAAGCCCAGCAGCACAGGAAGUCGGUGCUGCCAUUCCUGUUGGGAUUGUAGCUGUCAUCCUCCUGCUACUAAGUGGGAUUUUUUCCCUCUUGUACAGAUUUCCGGUGACCACAAACGCUAUCACAAAAUGCUGACAGGACAAAUUCCCCCAAGCUGUUUCAGAACAAGAGCAUAGUCAAGAGAUAAGGAUGGCAGCACAAGUGGCUUUAUAAUCAAGGCACUGCAGAAUUUGACUUUAGGUUAUAGUAGCCACACUAUUUUGUAUAUGAACCAGCUGAAUUACUACCUUAGUUGUCACAUAUGACUGGAGGGUCAUCUUUGAGAUGACUGCUGAUGAACAAGCAGUUAAGUUUUACCAGUUGUCCUCUUUUGUAUAUACAAAUGUCAUUGAUUAAUUUAUUUUCUGUGUAAGGUAUUUACCAUGCUCAAAAA